Molecule: messenger RNA, 6823 nt
Organism: Oncorhynchus tshawytscha (Chinook salmon)
Lineage: Eukaryota; Metazoa; Chordata; Actinopteri; Salmoniformes; Salmonidae
Gene: slx4
Product: SLX4 structure-specific endonuclease subunit homolog (S. cerevisiae)
Exons: 13
Coding region: 337-6330 (1997 amino acids)
Biological process (GO): interstrand cross-link repair; DNA replication; resolution of meiotic recombination intermediates
Cellular component (GO): nucleus; Slx1-Slx4 complex
Molecular function (GO): enzyme binding
Source: RefSeq, a predicted model, not a curated record
GGGUAGACGUCAAUCCCGUUGUCACGUGACCGGAAGUAUGUGAAGCAGUCGAAUGUGAGUAUUUUGAAUAAAGACACAUUUAGCUCGUAAUACACGUUUUCACUGUCAGAUGCAACUGUUCAAUUUUCAUGCAGUAAUGGCACAUUCAUUCCUAAAUUAUGCAGAAUAUUUAUGCUGAAGAGAGGAUAUUUCACAAAUGCCACCUCACAUUUUUAGCUAGCUAGCAGCAUUAACCUCCAUGGCUCUCAGUCCCGAGAGGCUAACGUUAGCUACUAUCAAAACAACACAUCUAGCUAUUUAGUGGCGCAAGAAGCAGACCACUAACAGUCAAACACAAUGGACGACUCUGAUCAAGACUUCGUUGACCUCUGCUCUAAGUUGCUCAAACGAGUCCGCAGAAAAGCAGGCGUAACCGAGAAGAGAAGUGUUGCAGAGCCCUCGUCCCAGGACACUGUGAAAGACAUACCCACCAAAAGGGUGACGAGUAGGAGGAAGAAGAAAGAUGUUGGCCCAAGUUCAAAGGGAGCUUUGGGUAACAACUCUGAACACGUUUCCUCCAUCUCUACCACUUGUGAUGAACCAAACCGACUUCCCUCCAAUACAGACAAAUCUAAACAAGCAGUGGUCAAUGGCGGUAUGGAACUUGGUGUAGGAGAGAAUGGGUCAUCAGUGGCUGUGGAUGUUGCUGGGUCUCAACCUGAGGAUAGGGGAAUGGGGGUGAAGGAGAAAGUGCUACACAGGAUGCAGCAGUUCAAGAGAGUCAAUCCACAGAAGCUGGUGCAUGGUGAGAGGAAUCAGCCUGAAGCAACAGGGAGUGAAAGUGACAGUGCUGCUCCCCAUCCACUGCCAGAUAAUGAAGUUCCAUCCACCUCCGCCUCUUCUCCCCUACCACUGGACCCCCAGGUGGAUGACUCGGAUGAGGCCCUGGCCCUGCGUCUACAGGAGGAGCUGGACAGGGAGGCCCAGGCUGUGGCCCAGGGUAGUGUAGUGGACCUGGAGCAGGGAGGCCUGUUCUUCUGUCAGCUCUGCCAGAAAGACCUGUCUGGCAUGAGCCCCACAGGACGCACCCAACACAUCAACAGGUGUCUAGACGAGAGUGAGGACAGUGCUGCCCCCGCCCCUCCUCCCGCUCCCAGCGUCCCAGAAUGCCCCAUCUGUGGUAAACGGUUCAAGUCCCAGAUGAGUCGCGCGGCCCACCUCAAGCGUUGCUCCUCCACGAUGGGCGUGGCUCCUGCCGAGCUGCUGCAGGCUGUACAGAGACAAGUUGCAGAGGGCCUGACUGACAGCACCGCCAACCAACCUCCGCAGGCCGGAGGUUCCAAGCGUAAAGGCUCCACGGACCCCAGCCUCCCGGGUAGGAAGAAGCCCAGAAAGAAGCCCCGUGGCCUGGAUGAAGACACCAUGGUGGCCAUGGCCCUGUCCCACUCCCUACUGGAGCAGGAGAAAGAGAUGGAGCGGGAGAUGCAGAGAGAGUUACAGAGGGAGAGAGAAGGUGGUCAGCAGCUCCCAGUCAUCCUCCCUCACAUUUCUCUGUCACCAUUGAAGUGGAGAGCUGAACCAAGUAAGACGAGUAAGGGGCGUGGCAAGAGGAAAAAGGGUGCACCCCCUCGCCCCCCUCCCCUCCUCCUGGUCCAGGACUCGGAGACAACCCUGAGGCGACUACAGGAGCGCGUGGCUGGCCUCCUCCUCCGUACCCGCGCCCCCUCGCCUCCCACCCCCACACGCUGCCCCAGCUCCAUGCCCUCCUGCAGAACGGGUGCUGGCCCCCUCUGGCAGAAGAGUGCGCUGCGGGACGGAGGGCCGAAGGUCAUCUCUGAGUUCUACACCCCAGAGCUCAGAGAAUUUCUACAGCCUUGGGUGUCUGUAAAGAUGGAUAUGGUGUUUCCCACCAAGGCCAUGCCUGGAUCCUCCACCAACCUUUCUUCAACAGAAAGCAUCUCUAUGACCAAGCAAUCUAUCCCUUCCUCCCAACAACCAGUCUCCUCCACCCAGGCAGCCCCGUCUUCGCUCCCUUCCACCCCAGGGACAGGGCACCUUCCAGUGGGCAGCCAGACUCUGUGUGACCUGAUGGAGCUGGCUGAUGAGGGAAUGACCCUCUCACAGUGGGGCUAUUCUACCCCAGGACCUACCAGAGACAAAGAGAACACUGCUACAGACUUCCACCUGAGUGGCUUUGUUCCUGAGAGCACAGACGAACCCCCUGACCUGUGUCUCAGUGGCUUCAUCCCAGAGAGCAGUAGAAACACUGAAAGCCAUCAGAUGAGAUCUCUUCCUCAAAGCAGAAAUACCAACAGGAGCAGCCAGAAAUCAGUGGCGCUGUCCAGGCUGGCCUCAGACCUCACCAGUAUGGUGAACAACCCCCAGUUCAGUGAUGUCCAGCUACAGGUGGACAGUGGGGAGGUGUACUUCACCCAUUCAUUCAUGCUGUAUGCUCGAUGCCCCCUGCUGGCGCAGAUGGUCCAUGACAGUGGAUUCGGGGUGCAGGAGGACGGCAUGCCCUCAGCCCAAAGGGUGUUGUUGGGUGAGGUACCAGGCCAGGCGGUAUAUACCCUGCUCCAGUACCUCUACACAGCCCACUGCCCCCUCACACACACCCUGCUGCCACACGUUCAGGAGCUGGCAGCCAGGUUCAACCUGGAGGAGCUGCAGCAGCUGUGCCAGCUCUACCCAGCUCAGACAGACCUCCACAGAGGUGUAGAGGGACAGGGGGAUCAGUGGGGAGACUGCCCAGCCCAGGAGCACCAAUCUGGGGGAGAGGAGGAGCACCAAGACCAGGUCUUCAUGGAGCUCCUCCGCUCCAUGUGGAAUGAAGAAGAGGUUGAGGAAGAUGAGGACAGAGGAGAGGAAGGAGGGAUUGCGAUGGAGGGGCGAGGGGAUGGCGUGACCAUAGAAGAUGGAGAGACGAACGAAGAAAGGGUGAACGAAGAAGAGAUGGAGGAGAUAUAUGAGUUUGCUGCCACUCAGAGAAAGAGGGAUGAAGGAAAAGAGAGCGAAAAGGAAGAAUCAGAAGAGGAGGAGGAGGGAGGAGUGACAUUUUUCACAGAGACAGAAGAAGAGCAGGAGGCUCCAAUCCAAGCUCAGUCAUUGGCUGAACACUCAGAUAAGGGUGAAUUAACAUGCAUGAUGUCCCCUCAAACAAAACCUCCCAGUUUAGUGGCAGACAUGGCUAUUGGUGACAUCGACACAGACCGGGGGAAUCCAAAUAGGAUAAAAACUGAUCUCAACAAAUCAGAAGGUAGAGCUCUAGAACGUUCUAGAACAGCCACCAUGGAGUCAGACAGAACAAAACAAUUUGAAUCAAACGUCACAAGCUCAAGAAGUGUUGGAGAGGUAUCAACGACAAAAAGCCUCCACUCCAGUCCGAUUGUCGAUCAAGAACUAAACGCUAGUCUAGACCGUAGCUACAGCCGCCUCUUCUCUGACUCGUGGGGGGUGCAGGAGGAGCCCCACACCUCCCCACCAACACAACCAUCCUGCCACUCCCAACCCCACAGGGCUAUCCAGAAACCCUCCCGCUCCCAGCCCCCCAGGACCAUGGUAGUGGAGGGUGCGAGACAGCCAGAACUCACCUCCCCACCGUCCUCCUGCUCCGAGCCCACAAGGGUGAGGGUCGAUGGGGGUACGAGACAGACGGCGAUCCCUACCCUCCAGUACUCAGCCAUUGAAAUCAUUGACCUCUCCAUCAGUCCUCCUCUGGUCCCUGGUGUAUCCGCCCUACCUGUUCCUGGUUUGUCCCCAGGGGAAGUGACUGACACCGGGGCACGAGUUAGGAUGAAGGGAGUGGUGGGAAGAGGGAAAGUUCCUGUGUGUAAGGAGAUACUCCAAGAGAAGGUACCAUCUAGUCCAGAGGACUUAAAGAGAGAGAGUCAUGGUCCGUAUAGUAUUUCUGUACCCGUGUCUCCUCCUCACAGUACCAAAGAAGAACCUGAGCUUAUAGUUCUGUCUGACUCUAGUGAAGAGAUGGAGGUAGGGGAUCUAGGACCUACCAGCCCCUCUCCACCACCCCCUACUCAUCUCUCCCAGAACCACCAAGGCUACACCCGAAUCACAACUCAAUCAGACACAGAACCUAAGAAACCCACCUCGAAGGAGAAAGAGACUAUUGGUGGUUUUGUGAGGGAUCCUUCUGUCUCACCUUCAGAUCAAGGCUUAGAUCCAGAUCCUCCAGGUUAUAAACCAUGUUCCAACCCUGGUUCUGCUGGUUCUACUAGUCUCAUGGACUGUUCUGCAGAGAUGUCUUGGCUCAUCCCGGCCACUCCGCCCCUACCGUCCAGGAGGACGAGCUCUACCCAGACCUUUAGUAGCAUGCGUCGCACUCAGCUCUUUCCUAAGGCCAACUCUUCUUCCUCCUCUUCUGCAGCGUCAGUUUUCUCCUCUCCCACCCUCCCUUUCAGGCCUAGCCGCCAGACCUCACACCCACCCAGGGUUUCUACACAUUCUGCCCAGACAGAGUCCUCUAUUUCUAGGCAGAAAUCAGACAGCAGAGGGCUUCGGCAUUCCAGCUUGGGUCUCAACCAUGACGACCUCUCUUCCCAGAAAUACAACAGUGGUUCUGGAUCCACAGUCCCCUCCAAGUCCCAACCAAAACGCUCCUGCCUACCCCGCCUGACCCCCUCUCUCUCCGUCAUCCCCCCACCAGACCCCUCCACCAAGGGUACUCCUCUCCACAACGUCCCCCAGCCAUACAGCUCCACUCCCCUUUAUUCAGAUCUACCCAAGCCCUCUGCUCCGUCUCUGGCCUCCCCUCUCCUGAGAGACGGGGAGGGGGACAACGGAACCAGGCAGAGAGGGAGGGGGCUGGGGAUCUCUGGGAGCCCAUGGAAGAGAGGGGGAGAGGGGUCUCUGGGCCUAUCCCUCUCGGACCCUUCCGACCCAUCCUCGUCCCCACAUAAGGAGUCCCUUACCCAACCGAGAGAGAACAGCGGCUCCCCCGGACAACGCCGACCAUCCAGUGAGUCUAAAUACUUCCACAGCCCAGGAGAUAGCGAGACGGGGGGAGAGAAAGAGAGGGGGGUGAGAGAGGAAUCGGAUGAGAUUAUGAAAAUGGAGGAACUGGAAAGGAGUGUAGUGAAAGAGGAAGAGCAGGAGGAAGAGAUGGGAGAAGACAUGGAGAGGUCCAGUAACAGCUUUCAACAGAGCUUCCUCGGGAUGGACGAGCCACCCAUGGCCUUCGAUGACUCCUGGGGCCUAAACGCAGGAGGAGGGGACACGGACGGAGAACGAUCCCAGGCAGUGUGCUUCAGUCUGAGGCUACAGAGCAGCGGCGGUGGGGCUAGUCCUCCAAGACAGGGCCGGAGAGAUGGAGAGAUAACAGGAACAUCCUCUACUUUUACCCCCUCUCCUCUUCCUAAAGCCUACUCCACCCCCUCUCCACCUCCACCCAACACCACUACACCCCAGGCCAACCCAGAGAUCAACGCUAGCCUCCUGGACGCUGAGAUCUGGGACGACUGGGGGCAGGAAGAGGAUGAGGCUCUUCCUCUCUCUCAGAGGGUGAAUCCUGUAGCUCUGGCUCAGAGAGUGGCCCAGCUCAAGACUCCAGUGGCCCCCCGUAGGAAAGGCCAGCAGGGCCCCCUGGUCCCCAUCACCCCCAUGCCCAGCUACUCUGACAUGGACACACCUGACCUCAAGAACAAGCUCAACAGAUUCGGUGUGCGUCCCUUACCCAAGCGCCAGAUGAUCCUGAAGCUCAAGGAGAUCCACCAGUACACCCACCAGGUCGUCAGCUCAGAGUCCGAGGACGAGGCACCUUCCCUGGGUCGCCCCAGAGCCGUCGGGCCCCCACCCACCACGGAGCCCACCAGAAAGCCAGUGUCCUGUGCCCAGGCUGGGGGGUUUAAAGAGCCUGGUGGAAAAGCAGCACCUACCGUCUCCCUGGUGAAACUGCCUGGUGAUGAGGAGGACAUGGAGCCUCUCUCUGCCUCUCAGGGAUCCAAUACGUCCUCCACAGCACCCAGUGAAGACUCUGAGAGGUCUAAUCCAGAGCAGUGCCUCUCUGACGACUCGGAUAACGACAACAUUACUGCCUCGCAGUCUGCCUCCAAGCUCCAGGACAAGCUCGUCGCUGUCCGUCGUUUCAUCCAGUCAGACCCUGACCUCUACGGGCAGAUCCUCCACUACCAGCCCCUGGUCCUGUCAGACCUCCAGGCCAGACUCAAGGCCGCAGGUAUCCAGCUGGGGGCCGCCAAGCUACUAGACUACCUGGAUUCCCAGUGCAUUACGUUUACCACAGCCAAGCCUGGACUGAGGGGAGGAAGAAAGAGAAGAGGGAAGGGGGUGACCAGGGCUGGAGGGAGGGGAAGGAGAGGGGCAGCUAAAAUGGCAGAUUGAAGUUACCUUUGAGGGGAUACAGUGGAGGCAAAAGUGGAUUUUGAAAGGAUUUGCGGGAAAUAAUUGAGUCUAAACUAAAUCAGUGGCAAUUAAGGCUGUAACGUGUUCUGGUUGAACUGUUUCCUGUUUAUAUUGGUUGGAUGUUGGACUUCUAUAAUUAAGUAAUGUUUAUGUUCUCUUCCUAGUGUCCUAUCUUUACAGCAUGCUAUACUAGUCUGGACUAAGCCGUUUUCACUGGGUUAUUUUCACUGGGUUAUUGUCCACAAGACGAAAUAGUUCACAUUCAAAAGCCCUGGAUUACCCAGGAAUAACUCCAACACACAAGAAAAUCGUGAAAAAUAUUUUACUGUUUUUCUCCAAAGACCAGCCAAGAAAUAGACUUCAUUCAAUCUGAGCACAACUCAUGUUGGGGCAGGGAGGUACUUGUUAAAAAGAAAACACAAGUGGAAGAAAAAUCAGAUACUCUUCAUGAAUUAGUUCUUCUGGUUGAUUA